CAUGUGAUCCCAGUAGGUGUUCCAGAGAGGGAGGGGAAACAAAGCGAUAUAUGUCUACAACACGAGUUGGUAGAACAUGACUACUGUCAUUAUUCCUGUUACUGCUGCAAUACUACGUUAUCAUCCUGCCCACCAAGCAGUAUAGCCCGGUCCUGUCGUUGCCGAUUGACUGCCUGCAGAGACAAAUAAAGACAUCGAGAGGCUCCAGAGCGGGUCCCGCUGCGCGGCGAGAGAACAAACAAGAGACAAACAGGCAGCAGCAACUAUAGAAGGACAAACAGGCAGCAGCUGCUAUAGAAGGAGACGGCAUCGCACAUUAUUUGAUAUCUUAUUCAGACAUGGUGGAUACCCAGCUCCUCGCAUGGCCAAUGGGCAUCAGUCUGACCCCUGUACACCUGGAGGAGCUUGAUGACAGUUCUCACUCUCUGGAUAUGAAACCAUUCACCACCCUGGACUACACUAGCCUGGACUACGAACACGGACCCACCAUCUCCAGCUACAGACCCACCCAGGCCCACCACUACCAAUCCAGCAACAGCCCCAGACCCACCCAGGCCCACCACUACCAAGCCAGCCACAGCCCCAGACCCACGCAGGCCCACCACUACCAACCCAGCUACAGCCCCAGACCCACGCAGGCCCACCACUACCAAGCCAGCCACAGCCCCAGGCCCACACAGGCCCACCACUACCAACCCAGCUACAGCCCCAGUCACCUCAGCCCUAGACCUGGCCAGGGUUACCAGCCCUCCCCCAGCCCUGGCUCCAGUCCUGCCCUAGGCCACCACCUUGCAUACAUGGACCACAUGUACAACCACAGCCAGGUUCAGGAGGGACACGGUGAGACCUGUUGUAUAAAGCUGGAGCCAGAGUCUCCUCCCCAGCAUCCAGACAGCAGUCCUCUCUACUCCAAGCUACAGGACGACACCACCGCUUCCCUACUCAACAUAGAGUGUCGAGUAUGUGGAGACAAAGCUUCUGGCUUCCACUACGGAGUCCAUGCCUGUGAAGGCUGCAAGGGGUUCUUCCGUCGGACCAUCCGGUUGAAGCUGGUUUAUGACCACUGUGACCUGCACUGUCGCAUCCACAAGAAGAGCCGCAACAAGUGUCAGUACUGUCGCUUUCAGAAGUGCCUGGUGGUGGGCAUGUCUCACAAUGCAAUUCGUUUUGGCCGGAUGCCCCAGGCUGAGAAGGAGAAGCUCCUAGCUGAGUUCUCUACUGACAUUGACACCAUGCACCCUGAGGCUGCCGACCUGAGGAGCCUGGCCAAGCUGCUCCUGGAGUCCUAUCUCAAAUACUUUCCCCUCACUAAGGCCAAGGCCAGGGCCAUCCUAUCUGGAAAGACUGGGGAUAACGCGCCGUUUGUAAUCCAUGACAUGAAGUCUCUUCAGGAAGGACAGAGGUUUAUCAACUGCAGGCAGAUGCCCAUCCAUGUUGUCCAGGAGACCAGGCCUGAGGCUGGGCCUGAGGCUGGGCCUGAGGCUGGGCCUGAGGCUGGGCCUGAGGCUGGGCCUGGGACUGGAGCUGGCUGUGGUCUAGGUAGAUGUCUGGCAGUGAGUGAAGGUCUGGCUGUAGGUGGAGGUCUAGGUGGGGGUGUUGGUCUGGCCCAGGAGCCCACUGACGAGGUGCAGCUCAGGUUCUUCUACAGCUGUCAGUCGCGCUCCGCCGAGGCCGUCCGAGAGGUCACAGAGUUCGCUAAGAGCAUCCCUGGCUUCGUGGGAUUGGACCUGAACGAUCAGGUGACUCUGCUGAAGUACGGCGUCAUCGAGGUGCUCAUCAUCAUGUGGGCUCCGCUCAUGAACAAAGAUGGUACACUGAUCUCCUAUGGACAGAUCUUCAUGACGAGAGAGUUCCUGAAGAGCCUGAGGAAACCCUUCUGUGAUAUGAUGGAACCCAAGUUUGAGUUCUCUGUUAAGUUCAACACCCUGGAGCUGUAUGACAGUGAUAUGGCACUCUUCCUCGCCGUCAUCAUCCUCAGUGGAGAUCGUCCAGGCCUGCUGAAUGUGAAGCCCAUUGAGGAGCUACAGGAAACAGUCCUCCACUCUCUGGAGCUCCAACUGAAACUCAACCACCCAGACUCCCUGCAGCUCUUCGCCAAGGUUCUGCAGAAGAUGACAGACCUGAGGCAGAUAGUAACAGACCACGUGCACCUAAUCCAGCUACUGAAGAAGACUGAAGUGGACAUGUGUCUCCACCCACUGCUGCAGGAGAUCAUGAGAGACCUCUACUAGUAGGGUCAAUAUGAAAUGGCACCCUAUUCCCUAUAUAGUGCACUACUUUUGCGCACUAUAUGAAAUAGUUUUUCAUCCAAGGUAACGGAAAGACACCGGUUGAAAACUUCAUAUGGAUGUGUUAGUCCUAUUGAUGCCACUGAGGAGGCAUAUUGGGGCGGCAGGUAGCCUAGUGGUUAGAGCAUUGGGCCAGUAACCGAAAGGUUGGUGGAUCGAAUUCCCAAGCUGCCAAGGUCAAAAUCUGUCGUUCUGCCCCUGAACAAGGCAGUUAACCGUCAUUGUAAAUAAAAAUGUGUUCUUAACUGACUUGCUUAGUUAAAUAAAGGUAAAAUAAUAAAUAUUGGAAUACUAUAUUAGGGACUAGUAGUUACCUGGCAGAAUGAGAUGUUAACCUGUCUGACGUGAUAGAUGGUCCUAUUGGCACUGUUGAAAAGGAAAAAACACUGUGAUUAUUAUGAGCAUAUCACCACCACCAAUUAAUAUAUGUUAUGCUGUAUGUAGGUGAUAGAUUCUGUUCAUUACAAAUUAAUAUAGGUUCAUUACAGAGUUUAUAAACAAACACAUCUAUAAUAUCAAGAUGUAAGUGUCUUAAAGAUUUAUCCCCAUAGGACCAGAUAGGCUACACUAGGUAACAGGUCCACCUGUCAGAUCUGAUCUCAGUUGACUCACCUGCAACACAUGGUUUCGAUAGUGCUUCUAUAGUGCUUCUAUAGGGUUUCUAUAGGGUUUCUAUAGUGUUUCUAUAGGGUUUCUAUAGGGUUUCUAUAGUGCUUCUAUAGGGUUUCUAUAGGGUUUCUAUAGGGUUGCUAGUGUUUCUAUAGUGUUUCUAUAGUGUUUCUAUAGUGUUUCUAUAGGGUUUCUAUAGUGUUUCUAUAGGGUUUCUAUAGUGCUUCUAUAGGGUUUCUAUAGUGCUUCUAUAGGGUUUCUAUAGGGUUGCUAGUGCUUCUAUAGGGUUCCUAUAGUGUUCCUAUAGUGUUUCUAUAGGGUUUCUAUAGUGUUUCUAUAGGGUUUCUAUAGUGUUUCUAUAGGGUUUCUAUAGUGCUUCUAUAGGGUUUCUAUAUUUCUUCUAUAGUGUUUCUAUAGGGUUUCUAUAGGGUUUCUAUAGGGUUUCUAUAGUGCUUCUAUAGUGCUUCUAUAGGGUUUCUAUAGGGUUUCUAUAGGGUUUCUAUAGUGUUUCUAUAGGGUUUCUAUAGUGCUUCUAUAGGGUUUCUAUAGUGCUUCUAUAGGGUUUCUAUAGUGCUUCUAUAGUGCUUCUAUAGUGCUUCUAUAGGGUUUCUAUAGGUCUUCUAUAUUUCUUCUAUAGUGUUUCUAUAGUGCUUCUAUAGUGUUUCUAUAGUGUUUCUAUAGGGUUUCUAUAGUGUUUCUAUAGGGUUUCUAUAGGGUUUCUAUAGUGUUUCUAUAGUGUUUCUAUAGGGUUUCUAUAGGGUUUCUAUAGUGCUUCUAUAGGGUUUCUAGUGCUUCUAUAGUGUUCCUAUAGUGUUCCUAUAGUGUUUCUAUAGGGUUUCUAUAGGGUUUCUAUAGGGUUUCUAUAGUGUUUCUAUAGGGUUUCUAUAGGGUUGCUAGUGCUUCUAUAGGGUUCCUAUAGGGUUCCUAUAGGGUUCCUAUAGGGUUUCUAUAGGGUUUCUAUAGGGUUUCUAUAGGGUUUCUAUAGUGUUUCUAUAGUGUUUCUAUAGGGUUUCUAUAGUGUUUCUAUAGUGUUUCUAUAGUGUUUCUAUAGGGUUCCUAUAGUGUUCCUAUAGUGUUUCUAUAGUGUUUCUAUAGGGUUUCUGUAGUGUUUCUAUAGGGUUCCUAUAGUGUUUCUAUAGUGUUUCUAUAGGGUUUCUAUAGUGUUUCUAUAGGGUUCCUAUAGUGUUUCUAUAGUGUUUCUAUAGUGUUUCUAUAGGGUUCCUAUAGUGUUUCUAUAGGGUUUCUAUAGGGUUUCUAUAGGGUUUCUAUAGUGUUUCUAUAGGGUUUCUAUAGGGUUGCUAGUGCUUCUAUAGGGUUCCUAUAGGGUUCCUAUAGGGUUUCUAUAGGGUUUCUAUAGGGUUUCUAUAGGGUUUCUAUAGGGUUUCUAUAGUGUUUCUAUAGUGUUUCUAUAGGGUUUCUAUAGUGUUUCUAUAGUGUUUCUAUAGUGUUUCUAUAGGGUUCCUAUAGUGUUCCUAUAGUGUUUCUAUAGUGUUUCUAUAGGGUUUCUGUAGUGUUUCUAUAGGGUUCCUAUAGUGUUUCUAUAGUGUUUCUAUAGGGUUUCUAUAGUGUUUCUAUAGGGUUCCUAUAGUGUUUCUAUAGUGUUUCUAUAGUGUUUCUAUAGUGUUCCUAUAGUGUUUCUAUAGUGUUUCUAUAGGGUUUCUAUAGGGUUUCUAUAGGGUUUCUAUUGGGUUCCUAUAGUGUUUCUAUAGGGUUUCUAUAGGGUUUCUAUAGGGUUUCUAUAGGGUUCCUAUAGUGUUUCUAUAGUGUUUCUAUAGGGUUUCUAUAGUGUUUCUAUAGGGUUCCUAUAGUAUUUCUAUAGUGUUUCUAUAGGGUUCCUAUAGUGUUUCUAUAGGGUUCCUAUAGUGUUUCUAUAGUGUUUCUAUAGGGUUUCUAUAGUGUUUCUAUAGGGUUCCUAUAGUGUUUCUAUAGUGUUUCUAUAGGGUUUCUAUAGUGUUCCUAUAGUGUUCCUAUAGUGUUCCUAUAGUGUUCCUAUAGUGUUUCUAUAGUGUUUCUAUAGUGUUUCUAUAGUGUUCCUAUAGGGUUUCUAUAGUGCUUCUAUAGGGUUUCUAUAGGGUUUCUAUAGGGUUUCUAGUGCUUCUAUAGGGUUUCUAUAGGGUUUCUAUAGGGUGUGAGCUCAUUAUGUAAGAUAAAUAUACUAUAUUGUGCUUCAUAUGAUAUUUUGAAUAAUUUGCCAGCUGUAAUUUGUAUUUUGUAUACAAUGAAUGUGUGAAAUAAAAGCCAUAUAAAUAAAUACAUAUUUUUGUACAUGCGUAGAUGGAUAAAUAAAUACAAAAUACACCUUAGUAUAAAAUGCUGUACUUGUUGUAUUUCAAAUACAGUAUUUUUCAGAUUUUGAUGAUAUUUGCUACUAUUUUUUGUUGUUGAAACAGACAUUUUUAUUUUCAAAGUGCAAAUGGACUGUUUUUUGCAUUUUAAAAAAACAGUUUGUAGACUCUUGAAACUUGUCAAAAUAUGUAAAUAAAUAUUUUCUAUGUCUC
Messenger RNA from Salmo salar (Atlantic salmon), 5395 nucleotides. It is a transcript of the gene pparg, whose product is annotated as peroxisome proliferator-activated receptor gamma. Gene Ontology annotation, biological process: cell differentiation; positive regulation of fatty acid metabolic process; negative regulation of cholesterol storage. The record is from RefSeq and is a predicted model, not a curated record. Lineage: Eukaryota; Metazoa; Chordata; Actinopteri; Salmoniformes; Salmonidae. Gene Ontology annotation, cellular component: nucleus. Gene Ontology annotation, molecular function: DNA-binding transcription repressor activity, RNA polymerase II-specific; zinc ion binding; RNA polymerase II cis-regulatory region sequence-specific DNA binding.